Molecule: messenger RNA, 1595 nt
Organism: Portunus trituberculatus (swimming crab)
Lineage: Eukaryota; Metazoa; Arthropoda; Malacostraca; Decapoda; Portunidae
Exons: 4
Coding region: 93-1412 (439 amino acids)
Source: RefSeq, a predicted model, not a curated record
CGAGCGGGAGGAAGAGCAAGGGCCACACUGCAGUAUAUAUUGAGGGAAGCCGGGAGGCAAGGCACAGUUCGGCUCUCCUCCCGUUCAGCGACAUGAAGACUCUGGUUGUUUUGGCAGUGAUGGUGGCGACCACCGCCCAUCAGGCCUGCGGCAUCCCUGUACCCGGCACUCUCUCCCACGGCACCCACGCCUACGGUUAUGGGCAGGCGCCCUACUUGGGUAGGCUGGCUUCCAGUGUUCCCGCCAGCGUCCCUGUCUCAGACAACUACGAGUUGGCGGCCGCCCGUGACCAGUUCUUCAGAGCCUACCAGGACCAGCUGAACACCAUCUACGCCCUCCGUGCCACCAAAUCCGGCUAUCACGACUCCCAAGGCCGCUUACUCGGACACCACGGCUCUGCUGGCGCCAGGCACGCGUCCCACGGAACACAUUCCUCUUAUGGCACCCACGCCUACGGUUAUGGGCAGGCGCCUUACGUGAGUCGGCUGGCUUCCAGUGUUCCCGCCGGCGUCCCUGUCUCGGACACCUACGAGUUGGCGGCAGCCCGUGACCAGUUCUUCAGAGCCUACCAGGACCAGCUGAACACCAUCUACGCCAUCCGUGCCACCAAAUCCGGCUAUCACGACUCCCAAGGCCGCUUACUCGGACACCACGGCUCUGCUGGCGCCGUGCACGCGUCCCACGGAACACACUCCUCUUAUGGCACCCCAGCUGUGCACGAUCCCGUCGUACAUACUUCUCAAGCCGUGGAUGCUCCCGUCGUUUACAAUUCCCAUGCCGUGCACGCCCCCGUCGUGCACGCUUCCCACGCCGCGCACGCCUCCCCCGCCGUGCACCACAAGGCCGAGCGGGAGGAAGAGCGAGGCCACACUGCAGUAUAUAUUGAGGGAAGCCGGGAGGCAAGGCACAGUUGGGCUCUCCUCCCGUUCAGCGACAUGAAGACUCUGGUUGUUUUGGCAGUGAUGGUGGCGACCACCGCCCAUCAGGCCUACGGCAUCCCUGUACCUGGCAUUCCCUCCCACGGCACUCACGCUUACGGUUAUGGGCAGGCCCCCUAUGUGGGUCCCCUGGCUUCCAGUGUUCCCGCCGGCAUCGGCGGCAAGGUCAUCCCUGUCUCGGACACCUACGAGGUGGCGGCCGCCCGUGACCAGUUCUUCAGAGCCUACCAGGACCAGCUAAACACCAUCUACGCCAUCCGUGCCAACCGCCCCGCCUACCACAACACCUAUGGCUAUGGACACGGACACCACGCUCCCGUCGUGCACACUUCCCACGCCGUGCACGCUCCUGUCGUGCACACUUCCCACGCCGUGCGCACCCCUGUCGUACACACUUCCCAUGCCGUGCACGCCCCCGUCGUGCACACUUCCCACGCUGUGCACGCCUCCCCCGCCGUGCACCACAAUUAUUAAAACAACAGCCAGAAGGAACAUGUCGAAAGUAGCGGUUUCAGACCGAGUUCUUCUCGACGUAACAAACUGACACAUCUUUCUUCGCUGCCAGAACGACACUAUGACAACUGACGUCUCCAGCACACCCGAUCUUGUCAAAUAUGUGUACGUACAUGUCAAUAAAUAAUAAACAUCUUUCAUGAA